UAAAAAUAUGAAAUAAGAUAAUAGUGAUGAUGAUAACAAUAUCAUAAAAUUUGAUGAAGAUGACAAUGGACAAGAUUAUUAAUAGUAAAAAUACCCAUAGCAAAAAACAAAAGUAAGAAAAAAUUUUUAGGAUGAUGAGGAAAUCAUUCAUGAACCAGGAAUGCAAUAAAUAAAUUAAGAUGAUUAGGGUUUGAAUAAUAUUAGAUUAGAAAGACCAAAAACAUCUGCAUAGGAAAUGAAAAUACAAUAGCAAAAGUAGUAGUAAAUUUAAUUUCAUUAAAUUUAAAACCCAAAUCCUAACAAUUUUUAACACUAAUCUGAAGAAUCACAUAGUGAUAAUGAUUAAAGGGAUUAACAUAAUGAAUCAUGUGUAAAUUUCUAAUCAGAGAUGGGUGAUCCAGUAGAUUAAGAAGAUGUGAGUUAACAAGUGCAUCAAAAUUAACCUUAAACUUUAUAAUUACAAGCAAUAUAAGAUGAUGAUCAACAAUAAUCUUAGUUACAAUAAUAAAAUUAAUAACCACCUCUAACAUCUUCAAAUUAAAGUUAAGUAUCUGUUAAUCCAUUUCCACAAAAGCUUGAAAUUUAAUAUAUACAAGAUUAAAUGAAUAAUCCAGAUUAAAGAAAAUAAUUUCUCACAACUCCAUUAAAAUAAGAUAGAACUCUAUAAUGUUAUAUAAAAAGAGAUAAAAGUGGUCUAGCUAGACUCUAUCCAGUUUAUCAUGUUUAUACAACAGAAGCAGAUGUCUACUUAUUCAGUGCAAAAAAAGUAGUUAUGAAUACUACAUCUAAUUAUGUCAUUUCUAUGGAUAAGAGAGAAUUUUCAACUAGGAAAUCUUGUUUCUUGGGUAAAGUUAGAUCUAAUUUUCUGGGAACAGAAUUCAUACUUUGGGAUGAAGGCAAGAAUUUUAAAAAAUGCAAAGACACAAGUUAAAUUAGAAGUUAGUUGGGAAUUGUUUAUUAUGAAAGUCAUAUUAUGUAGAAUAAAGGUCCAAGGAAAAUGAAAGUAUUAUUGCCUAAAGUUGGAGAUAUGAACAUACCAAAAAUAUAUUAACCUCUUCGAAGUAAUGAAGGGAUUUAAUUCGAUUAUCAAAAUAAUAAGAGAGAAUUCAUUGAAGAAUUUAUUAAUAAGCCUCCUAGAUGGGAUUAAAAGAUGAAAGCUCAUGUCCUCAAUUUUUAUGGAAGAGUAGAUCAACCCUCUGUCAAGAAUUUUCAAUUAGUCAAACCAAGCAAUCAUUAAUUUAUUCAUCUAUAAUUUGGAAGAGUUGAUGAUCUGCUCUUCAACCUUGAUUUCUGUUAUCCCUUAUCACCUUUGCAAGCAUUCUAAAUAUGUGUGACAUCAUUUGACUUUAAAUUUGCUUGUGAGUGAAUCAACA
Paramecium sonneborni is the source of this 1373-nucleotide messenger RNA. Lineage: Eukaryota; Ciliophora; Oligohymenophorea; Peniculida; Parameciidae. The record is from the annotation of a GenBank genome assembly.